GUUUUAAUAGCGGUUCCCCCAAAAGGUAAAACCCUAGCCCCCAUUUUCCCCUCUCCGAUCGAAUCCCAUGAUGCCGUCGUCUCCGAUCUCCGAUCAUCCUCCUUCUCCCUCCGCCUCUUCAAUCGACGCCGCCGACAACAAUCUCCAGCCAUUCUUCGUUCUUCACAAGGCAUCGUCUCGAAAAUCCGAGAUAAAACCUUGCGGAGUUAAAAAAGCGCGAAGAAAGAUCGAUCUUCCUUCCUCUCCCUCAAAAUCUGCCGCCAAAGCCGACGAAUCUCAGUCUGAUGAUGCUUUCUAUGAGCAAUUGAGGAUAGAAGCGUUCGAUCUGACUUGGUCGAAGAUCCAUCUUGCUAUCAAGGAGGUUUUGAGGAAAAUCAACCUUGAUGUUUUCAACGAGGUGCAUCAAUGGAUUAGCGAGUCGCUCUCUGUUGUCAAGUCUGUUAGGGCGCAGAAUAUAUUGGCAAUUCAACGGCCAUUCCCUAUUAUAUCUGAUGCUAUAUGCAAGCAGAUACCAACUGGUUUUAUACUUACAAAGAAUGCGGAGUUUGUUGAUGAUCUUUUGACAUUCCAAGAACUCAGUGGGCACUUGAAAUCCAGUGGAUGCCAUGUGGCGAAUUUAACCUCAUUGGACUUUUCGGCAAAGCAUGGUAUUGGCAACUGCCUUAGAAGCUUGUUGAGGCAGUUGGUUACGGAGGCGAUUGAUGUCUCUGACAUAACCAUGCUAGCAUCGUGGUACUGUGAACCAUCGAACUGUGAUCGUCCUGUCAUUGUGAUAAUAGAUGAUAUGGAGCGAUGCAACGGUGAGACGCUUGCUGAGUUUAUCAACCUGCUGAGCGAAUGGGUGAUCAAGAUUCCAAUAUUCUUCAUAAUGGGCGUUGCAACAACUGUUGAUGCCCCGAGGAAACUUCUUGCUUCAGAUACAUUACAACGUCUGCAACCAUUUAAGUUCACAUUGGGAUCACCCUGUGAGAGAAUGGAUGCUUUAACAGAGUCCGUCCUGGUAAAAACGUGUUCAGGGUUCAAUAUUGGUCACAAGGUUGCAGUGUUCUUGCGGAACUAUUUCUUUAGACAUGAUGGAACAGUAACUUCUCUUGUAAGGGCGCUAAAGAUUGCAUGUAUUAAACACUUCUCACUAGAGCCUCUGAGCUUUUUGGGCCAGGGUAUACUCGACGAUAAUUGUGAGAAAUAUUGGCAUCACAAAUGUGAAGCUUUGCCUGACAGCAUGAGGCAGCAUGCUUUUGAGUUUCCAUCCUGUCAGAGGGCAAAAGUUUCCAGUGGCACUUGUGAUGAUCUCAUUGAAGGGCUGUCAAAGUUGAGGAUACUGCAAAGGAACUGGAGUUCUGUUGUUCUGUGCUUAUUUGAAGUUGGAAAACUAAACAAGAUGCAACUACUAGACAUUUUCUGUGAGGCUGCUGAUCCAUCACUCUACAACCUAAGAAAUUCAGAUCAAAUGUUGCCAAUAUCCUCAUCGGCUUAUGACAAUUUGAUUGAAGGGAAGUGUGGUUUUACAAAAGGUGGAUUUCUUGCUCAGGCGAUACAGAAGGUAAGGGAGCUGUCAGUUGCAUCACUUUCUCGUUUGCUGACUAUGUGGAGUAUUCACACCAGAGAAAUAAGCCAGGUCCAUGACAAAGUGAAAGAGCUCCAAUCCAUAAUAGGAACGACAGAUGCUAGCCAGAUUUCAAGAGAAUCUGCAACAGAAAUUUAUAAGAAACUAAGAUCUGCGGGCACCGCAAAGGGAAUGCAAUCAGUUAGCGAUAAAGCAGCUAUGCUGUUGGAUGGCAUGGUCAGGAAUUUUCUGAUCCCCAUUGAGAGUAUACCAUUCCAUGAAGUUAUCUGCUUUAAAAAUGUUGACAUUCUGCAAGCAGCUUUAAUAGGGGAUCCAAGAAGAACAAUUCAGGUUGAUCUGCUGAAGUCUCAAAGCCAUCUUCAAUGCAGUUGUUGUGGCAAAGGAGAAAGUAUAUCACCCUCAAUGCAUGAUACCUCUAUCAUGUACAAUCUCGCUCAAGAGUACGGUGACCUCAUUAAUCUUCAUGAUUGGUAUCAAUCUUUCAAGGUUACAACUGUUGGAUCUUCAAAAACCCAACGUAAAGCACAGAAAUCUCCUGCAUCAAAGAAAAUGAAAACUGCAGCCACAGAGAGUGAAGCAACAACUCAAGCAAGGUUUUGUCGAGCAGUAACAGAGCUGCAGAUCGCAGGCCUUCUUCGGAUGCCAAGCAAGAGAAGGCCAGACUUUGUGCAGAGAGUUGCAUUUGGACUCUAGGUUGUAGAAUGUCUCUACGAGUUCUCCAAAAACUGCAUUGAAAGUUUUCCUCGGGUAAUUAAAGAGACAUAGAUGUUCUGUAGGAGCAUUUCCCUGUAUUCUUAACUGGAUCCAGGGAGCUAUUUCUGUUGCUUUGAAGUUGCAUGCGUUAUUGUGCACCUGCAGUUGUACGGAGCAGAACAGAGUUGAUGGUUGCCAAAAUCAAAUGGUGUUGCGGCUAGAGAUACUAUUCCGUUUUUGAGGGAGUAAUAUGUCAAAAUUCUUUGAGAAAUAUUUCCUUGUUCUUUGAAUAGCCUGUUAAAAUCCACGAGACUCCACUGGACCGAUGUUAGAGAGCCCUGCUAGUGCUACCUGGUAAAUCGUACACGGCUCUUUUGCUAUCGAUUGAAAUUCAAAGCAAAAUAUGAAAGUUUUGU
Messenger RNA from Asparagus officinalis (garden asparagus), 2676 nucleotides. Its product is annotated as origin of replication complex subunit 3. Gene Ontology annotation, cellular component: nuclear pre-replicative complex; nuclear origin of replication recognition complex; DNA replication preinitiation complex. The transcript is spliced from 18 exons. Lineage: Eukaryota; Viridiplantae; Streptophyta; Magnoliopsida; Asparagales; Asparagaceae. Gene Ontology annotation, biological process: DNA replication; DNA replication initiation. The record is from RefSeq and is a predicted model, not a curated record. The coding region runs from base 68 to 2260 and encodes 730 amino acids. Gene Ontology annotation, molecular function: DNA replication origin binding.